Molecule: messenger RNA, 703 nt
Organism: Juglans microcarpa x Juglans regia
Lineage: Eukaryota; Viridiplantae; Streptophyta; Magnoliopsida; Fagales; Juglandaceae
Product: putative lipid-binding protein At4g00165
Exons: 1
Coding region: 184-588 (134 amino acids)
Source: RefSeq, a predicted model, not a curated record
GUAGUUCCAAUCACCCGAGGAUAAAAAUCUAUCUGCAAUAUGCAUGGCCGCCUAAUUGUGGCCAUUAUUUACUCAUGCUUGUUAGCCUCGCCUGUUGCUUCUAUUAUAAUAUAGGCUGAACACCAACCUCAAAUCCAUACCCGAUGAGAAUUGCUGCCUGCCUCUAGUUUGUUGUAUGAUAAAAUGGGGGGUUUCUUCAGGGGUUGCAAGGCCGCAGCAGCUUCUUUCAUUCUACUCAACGUCAUAUUUUUCACCACUGUUUCAUCUAGUAACGUUCCAUGCACUCCAAAAAGUCCUCCCUUAACUCCCUCUACUCCAGAGAAGCCUGCCAAAUGCCCAAAAGACACUCUCAAGUUUGGGGUUUGUGGCAGCUGGCUAGGGUUGGUAACUGAGGUUGUGGGGACUAAACCAAGCGAGGAAUGCUGUACGGUGGUGAAAGGCCUAGCAGAUCUUGAAGCUGCAUUGUGUUUGUGCACCGCUAUUAAGGCAAAUGUAUUGGGAGUUGUGAAGCUGGAGGUACCUGUUGCCCUCAGUUUGCUUGUUAAUGGGUGCGGCAAGAAGGUCCCUGAAGGCUUUGUGUGUGCAUAGAUGAAGCUCGAGUGUCUCAGAAUCAGAUGUCUCUUUUCUGGAUCAGUGUUGAUUUUGAUGCUCUUGUAACCUUGUUGGUCUGUGUUUCUCAUUUAAUAAAGCAAAAUUGUCUGCG